This is a messenger RNA of Erythranthe guttata (spotted monkey flower), 1142 nucleotides long. RefSeq names its product Matrixin family protein. Gene Ontology annotation, cellular component: extracellular matrix. Gene Ontology annotation, molecular function: metalloendopeptidase activity; zinc ion binding. Gene Ontology annotation, biological process: extracellular matrix organization; proteolysis; collagen catabolic process. Lineage: Eukaryota; Viridiplantae; Streptophyta; Magnoliopsida; Lamiales; Phrymaceae. The record is from RefSeq and is a predicted model, not a curated record.
UCUUCGUCGUGCAUCCAAGCGAGAAAACUGCCGAUUAAUUACACCUUAAUCAACCCGAUAAAUAUUUCUUCUUCGGUUAUUAAAUAUAACCACACACGGCAUGAAUUCGAAAAAUUGAGGGACGCGAGCAAAGGCAGCAUCGUCAGUGGAAUCUCUAAACUCAAAAAGUACUUUAAUCGAUUCGGUUAUUUAGAGGCGGAAGACCGUAUUUCGAAUAAUUGGAGCGAGGAAUUCGAUUCGAAUCUCGAAUUUGCAAUUGCAAAAUAUCAAGAAAAAUUAGGGCUUCCGAUUACUAGAAAGCUCGAUUCCGUUACACUUUCCGAAAUCAUAUCUCCAAGGUGCGGCGUGGCCGACCAAUACACUACUAUGAAAAAAACGUACAGCACCGAGAACUAUGUGUAUUUCACCGGCCGGCCGAGGUGGCAGAGGAAUAUUCCGAUGAGGCUAACCUACGCCUUUUCGCCAACUAAUAUGCUUAAUUUCAGCGAUUCUCUGAAAAUGGUGGAUUUGAAAGGUGCGUUUGGGCGGGCUUUCGCGCAUUGGGCUUCAGUUAUUCCGGUAGGGUUUGUGGAGUCCGACGACUACGAAUUCGCCGACAUCAGAAUAGGGUUUUACUCCGGCGACCACGGCGACGGGGAGGCGUUCGACGGCGUUCUGGGGGUUCUGGCGCACGCGUUCUCGCCGGAGAGCGGGAGGUUCCACCUGGACGCGGCGGAGACGUGGGCGGUGGAUUUCGAGGCGGAGAGGGCGGACGCCGCCGUGGAUCUGGAAUCGGUGGCGACGCACGAGAUCGGACACCUGCUGGGGUUGGGGCACACCGCCGUGAGAGAGGCGGUGAUGUACCCGAGCUUGCGGCCGAGGGAGAGGAAGGUUGAUUUGAAGGUGGAUGACAUUGAAGGAGUGCAAGCUCUGUAUGGGUCAAACCCUAAUUUCAGUUUUGAAGCUUUCUCUGAAUCGGAUUUGCUGUCUGCUAAUGGGGGUUUUGGGGAAGAUGAAGAAGAAGGAACGGAAAUUAGGGUUAGAAUUUGGCUGCUGCUGUUUAUAUAUGUAUUUUUGUUUUGCAUGUAAAAUGCGGGUAAAUUCAAAAGUAUACAUAUUAAUAUAUAGGUCCCUAACAAUGUGUAAAAUUGUAAUUUCCCCCC